AUGGCGCCAGUUCACAAGCGGAAGCCAAUUGAGGAAGAAUUCAUAACGACACUAUCCGACAACGAUGAAGCUACCUUUGAAGAAGAAGAGCCGGUAUCCGCUUCCCCGCCAAAGAAGAAGGUCAAGAUGAGCAAAAAGUCGAAAAAUUCGAAAAAGGAUGAGGACGAUGAAAAAGAAGAAGAGCAGGUUAUUGGGCUAUGGGGGCCCAACGACAAAGAUGAUGGAGCCAUGAACCCCGACUUUGAAUUCAUGGACUAUGGCGAAACCGGGGACGUUGAAGAGGAGUUUGGAGACUGGGGCUUCAGCGGUGCGAAGAAGGCCAUUUCAUCGGACAAGAAAGCUGUCAACUUGGACGACAUUAUACGCCGACAGAGGGAAAAGAAAAAUGGCGGUGAAGGGAUCGAUGAUUCUGGUGAUGAAGCCGAAGCGGUCAAUGAUCUAAAUAUGGCUUUGGAUGAUGGAGAUGAUGAGGUAUUGGCAGAAGAUGCGUUUGGUAUGAAUGUGGACUCGGAGGAAGAGGAGGCUUCGGAGAGCGACGACAAUGACGGGGUCGACCAAUCAAAUGAAGACGACCAAGUCGAAGGCGACGACGAUGGCGAUGCUGCUUCCGACCGGGACUCAGUAGCCACGCCUGUUGGACAUCCUGAUGACGAUCGGCCGGAUGAUGGCGAGGACGAAGAGGAUGCCGAAGAACAAGCGAAACGAGAUGCUUUCUUUGCCCCCGAGGAGAAGCAGAGCUCGACGGCCACGACGGAUUCUUCAAGUUUUCAAAGCAUGUCAUUAUCCCGGCCAAUUCAUCGCGGCCUGGCAUCUCUUGGCUUCAACAAGCCUACGCCUAUUCAGAACAAGACCAUCCCCAUCGCUCUUAUGGGUAAGGAUCUUGUUGGUGGCGCGGUGACAGGCUCAGGAAAGACGGGCGCCUUCUUGGUGCCGAUUCUUGAGCGACUGCUCUUCCGUCCAAACAAGAUCCCCACCACUCGCGUGGUCAUUCUGACACCAACCCGUGAACUGGCCAUGCAGUGUUACGACGUGGGCACAAAGCUUGGGCGGUAUACUGACAUCAAGUUCACCCUGGCAGUCGGUGGUCUCAGCUUAAAGGCCCAGGAAGUCGAGCUUCGGUUGCGCCCGGACAUUGUUAUUGCCACGCCCGGUCGGUUCAUCGAUCACAUGAGGAACUCGGCCGGUUUCAACGUGGACGCUGUUGAGAUUCUGGUUCUUGACGAGGCUGAUCGCAUGUUGGAAGAUGGAUUUGCGGACGAGCUCAAUGAGAUUCUCACCACGUUGCCAAAAUCCCGGCAGACGAUGCUGUUUUCUGCCACCAUGACGUCUACUGUGGAUCGACUGAUUCGCGUUGGGCUGAAUAAACCCGUGAGAUUAAUGGUUGACUCGCAAAAGAGAACAGUGGCAACCCUGGUGCAGGAGGUUGUACGCUUGCGAGGAGGCAGAGAAGACAAGAGGAUGGGCUAUCUCGCACACAUUUGCAUGAAAAUGUACCAUGAACGAGUCAUCAUCUUCUUCCGACAAAAGAGGGAGGCCCACAGAGCGCGCAUCAUCUUUGGGUUGUUGGGAUUGUCGUGCGCCGAAUUGCACGGCAGCAUGAAUCAGUCGCAGCGAAUCGCCAGCAUCGAGUCGUUCCGAGACGGCAAGGUAUCCUAUCUGCUGGCGACCGACGUCGCUUCCCGCGGUCUGGAUAUCAAGCGGGUGGACACGGUCAUCAAUUUCGAAGCGCCGCAGUCGCUGGAAACGUAUCUGCAUCGCGUUGGCCGUACCGCUCGUGCUGGGCGGAACGGCACGGCCGUGACGCUGGUCGCUGAUUCCGACCGCAAGGUCAUGCAAGCCGCCAUCAAGGCUGGAAAGUCUCAGGGAAGCAAAUUCAUCAAGAGGAGCAUCUCCUCGGCGGAAGCAGACGAGUUGCAGGGCAAGAUCGACGCGAUGGAAGAGGACAUCAACACGAUCAUGCAGGAGGAGAAGAUUCAGAAACAACUGGCCCAGGCAGACAUGCAGCUGAAGAAGGGCGAGAAUAUGAUUGAACACGAGGCCGAGAUCAAGGCUCGACCCAAGAGGACCUGGUUCGAGUCGGAGCACGAUAAGAGGAAGGCGAAGCAAGCGGGGAGAGAUGAGCUGAAUGGUCUACGCGAGGGCUUGAAGAAGAAGAACCACAACGGGAAGCUGAGCAACAAAGACAGGAAGCGCCUGGACGACAAGUCGACGCGCUUGGAAGGAGGAAGAGCAUGGAAGAAAGGCAAGGGAGAUGCGGCAGCGGCAGAAGCAAAGUUCAAGGCCAGGGGGAAGGGCAAAGGCAAAGGCAAGGGGACGGGAAAGGCAAAGGCAAAGGGAAGAAAGUGA
Ustilaginoidea virens is the source of this 2346-nucleotide messenger RNA. RefSeq lists its product as uncharacterized. NCBI's taxonomy places the organism in Eukaryota, Fungi, Ascomycota, Sordariomycetes, Hypocreales, Clavicipitaceae. The record is from RefSeq and is a predicted model, not a curated record. The transcript is spliced from 2 exons. Bases 1 to 2346 code for a protein of 781 amino acids. Gene Ontology annotation, molecular function: RNA helicase activity; ATP binding; nucleic acid binding.